UGGAGGUGCGGCGAGGAGCCCGGCCGCCGCGUCUGCUCCUGCCCCGCAGCUGCAGCAUGGCGGAGUCGGGCUCAGGGGACAAGGAGGAAGCGGCGCCGGCCCCGAAGAAGCGGCGGCUGGCGGGCGGAGAGCGGUACGUGCCGCCGCCGCGGAAGCUGAGCACGGGGGUGAGUUUCGGCAUGGAGCACUUCGCUGAGACCUCCUACUACUUCGAGGGGGGGCUGCGGAAGGUGCGACCCUACUACUUUGAUUUCCGCACGUACUGCAAGGGCCGCUGGGUUGGCCGCAGCCUCCUGGACGUUUUCAGCACCGAGUUCCGCGCACAGCCCAUCGAUUACUACCGCGCUGCCGCCCGCGCCGGCCGCCUGCGCCUCAACGAAGAGCCCGUCCGAGACCUGGACAUCGUGCUGAAGAACAAUGACUUCCUCCGGAACACCGUGCAUCGCCACGAGCCCCCGGUCACCGCCCAGCCCAUCCGCGUCCUGGCGGAGGACAGCGCGGUGGUGGUGGUGGACAAGCCCUCGUCGCUGCCCGUGCACCCCUGCGGCAGGUUCCGGCACAACACAGUCAUCUUCAUCCUGGGCAAGGAGCACGGCCUGAAGGAGCUGCACACCAUCCACCGCCUGGACCGCAUGACCUCGGGCGUGCUCAUGUUCGCCAAGACGCUGGAGGUGUCCAAGAGGAUGGACGAGCAGGUUCGGGAGAGACAGCUGGAGAAGGAGUACGUCUGCCGUGUGGUGGGGGAGUUCCCGGAGCACGAGGUGGUCUGUGAGGAGCCCAUCCUGGUUGUCUCCUACAAAGUGGGGGUGUGCCGUGUGGACCCCCGAGGGAAGCCCUGCCAAACCUUCUUCCGGCGGCUGAGCUACAACGGCAGGAGCAGCGUGGUGAGGUGCGUGCCCCGCACCGGCCGCACACACCAGAUCCGAGUCCACCUGCAGUACCUGGGGCACCCCAUCCUCAACGACCCCAUCUACAACAUGGACGCCUGGGGCCCCCAGAGGGGCAAGGGGGGCAAGGUGGACAAAACGGACGAGGAGCUCCUGAAGGCGCUGGUGGAGGAGCACCGUUCCAAGCAGAGCCUGGACAUCCUGGGUGUCUCGGAGGAGGACUUGAGCUCCAGUGCUGAGGGUAAGGAUCGUGAUGAUCCAAGUGACCGCUCAAAGCCUGCGCAGGCCGACCUCGUCAGCACGAGCUCCUGCCCUGCCAGGGAUCCCCAGAGGGGUGCUGAGGAUCCUGAGAGGAAUCCUGCUGGUCCCCUUGGCUCUAGUGCCAGCCUGGAGGUGCUUGAUAAAAAGGAAGAGCUCGGUGCCAGCGAGACUCAGAGCAGGCAGAGGGCAGAGGAGGCCUCAGAGGAGAAGGACCCUUUGUGCCCGGAGUGCAGGGUCACCAGGAGGGACCCAUCUCCCAAGGAGCUGGUGAUGUACCUCCAUGCCCUGCGCUACAAGGGAGCGGAGUUUGAGUACUGCUCCAAGAUGCCCCAGUGGGCAAUGGAGGACUGGGAGGAAUGACCAAGGACAUCUGACACCUUUGGACGCCGUUGGCCAGGGAGGUGUCUGGUAAAGACCCAAACUGGCUUUUGCCCAUGUGAUCGAGGUGGACAAAGUGCCUGUGACUUGAGAUAGGGUGGGAAGCAUUGUUGGGGCUGGGGGAUCGUGCUGACCAGGCUGAGCUGGAGCCCCUUCUUCACGCCUCUUAGCUAGAAUUAUGCUGUCCUUUAGAGAACCUGCAGCUGAGGGCAGCAAACACUGCUCAGCAGGGACAGCUUUGCCUUGCCCCUCAGCCUGCGCCGCAGCUGAGGUCAUUCUCCACACAAGAUACCUAGCAGACAAUUCUUGGCUCUUACUGUGAGGGCUGCUGGAAUGUCCUCCAAGAUGCUGGAUGUCUGCUGAUACAAACCUGGGGUUACUGUUCCUUGUCAGGCUGAAUCUGGAACUCAAACGUGAUCUCUGUAAGGGGAGCUCGGAGCACUGUGAAGCUGCUUUGUGUUGUGCUUCCUUUAUCCACGAGGCAGACGUGGCUUUGGCAUCGCUCUUUCAGUCUUCAUUCAAAGAAGUGCUCAACAUCAGUAACUGCAGGGACUGACCUCUGCCUUGUGCCUGUUUUGGGAGGUGCUAGUCCCCAGAUUUUGUCUUUAUCAGAUUUAUGAGAUGAUUGAAUAGGGUUUUUCAUUUCCUGUCUGCUCUGUCACCUCCCCUGUGCCCUGUCCCCUGCCUUCUCACAAGCAUCUGGUUCCUUGCUGAGAAAUCCUCUCCGUGCCUGAGGAGAAAGCCGAAGCAGAGGUCCCUC
Dryobates pubescens (Downy woodpecker) is the source of this 2286-nucleotide messenger RNA. RefSeq names its product RNA pseudouridine synthase domain containing 2 (gene RPUSD2). The transcript is spliced from 3 exons. Gene Ontology annotation, biological process: pseudouridine synthesis. Lineage: Eukaryota; Metazoa; Chordata; Aves; Piciformes; Picidae. The coding region runs from base 57 to 1508 and encodes 483 amino acids. Gene Ontology annotation, molecular function: pseudouridine synthase activity; RNA binding. The record is from RefSeq and is a predicted model, not a curated record.